Ictalurus punctatus (channel catfish) is the source of this 2735-nucleotide messenger RNA. RefSeq names its product heat shock factor protein 5. The transcript has 5 exons. The record is from RefSeq and is a predicted model, not a curated record. Lineage: Eukaryota; Metazoa; Chordata; Actinopteri; Siluriformes; Ictaluridae. Gene Ontology annotation, molecular function: DNA-binding transcription factor activity; sequence-specific DNA binding. Gene Ontology annotation, biological process: regulation of DNA-templated transcription. Bases 150 to 1061 code for a protein of 303 amino acids.
CUACCAGUCAGUGGUAAGGCCACAGUUGUCCAGAAAAGCUGAAAGACUCACGCAGCCCAGCCAGGAGCCGCCAAAUUGUCGUAGAAAUUAGACAACACUCGCAGACCUCUGAAGUCCUCUGAAGCUAGCUACAAAUCUUUUUAGCUGGCAUGGAAAUCGUUGAAGCAACUUUUGUCACCUUCAUCAACCCCAACCAGUUCCCUGCCAAGUUGUGGCAUUUGGUGAACGAUCCACAGAUUCGCUCAAUCUGGUGGGACGCCAGUGGGGAAGGAAUACUUAUCCAUCAGCAACCCUUCGAAGCUGAAGUGCUAUUGUCCCAACCCAGGCAUUUGUCUGAGUACUUCAGAACGACAGACUUCGUCAGUUUCAUUCGCCAGCUGAACCUCUACGGCUUCAGAAAAGAACGCACAGACCUUGACGUCUCAGACAAGCAACCCGACAUCUCAUCCAUUAAGGCCCAGCUGCACCACUUUCACAACCCGUUCUUCAAACGGGAUAAGCCUGAGCUUCUAGUCAAACUAAAGCGACUCACGCCUCUCAACAAGGCCAAGCUCGCCGGGAGAGAGGUGACCAGCAGGAAAUCAAAACAUUUCCAUCAUAUGAUGCUGAAUUCGCCACAGGAAACCUCUGGCUUAAAGAAAACAGGUUCAGUCUUGCUUGGACAUCAGGGAACCCCUUACCACCUUCCCUGUAAUGGCCCUCAGCAGGAGAAGGACUGCGACAGAACGUCCAAAUCCUCCCAAGCAUUUGUAGUGGGCCAUGGUGAUCCUUCUCCAGUUACAUUAAACACUAACGACGCUGUGCCUGUCCCUGUGUCUCACCACUUCCCAGUGGACUCGUCGAGUGCACAUCCCUCCAGUGUCAUGCACAUGCAGCAGGGCGUCAAACCUCAUCACUCACAGCACGGGUUUCACACACCAGUGUAUCAGCGCUGUAGCCCAGACGUCUUGGAUUCAAAAGUGCCAUGCUUUCAACAAUCAGCUGCUGCCUACUCUCCUUGUGGCUAUUACCCUGACCACUCAGUGAGAUACUCUCAUAAAUAUAAACAAAGAAGGCUGUGAAAAAUUGUCUUUAUUGAUUAACCUUUUGAUCUUUUGUUCAGCCUUCUUUGCUCAUAUUUACCAAGGAUGCCAAUAUUAGUGGAGGGCACUGUAUGUGGUUUAAAUCUCAUGUUCUCAUAUCAAACUCAUCAGAAAUCAUAGCAAAUGCUAACUUUUAGCAUUUCUAAUACUCAACUGUAGUGAUGCACCAAAAUCCCCCCCCCCCCCCCCCCCCAAAAAAAAAAAAAAAAAACCUGUUUAUUUGCAUAAUUUAUGCAAUUUUGAUUUGACUUUCAGGAAAACUGAAUUCGGUACGGAAAAACUCUGACACCAUAGCGUAGCCAUAAAAUGUUUGCAGUGUAAAUCAGUGUGUAAAUCAAAGUUUAUUCCUUAUCUAUGCACCUGUUUUUAAAUAAUCAGCACAUGACUGAACAAAACUUCUUUUUUUUUGUCAUGAAUUUGCAAUCAGAAGUUUAUAGACUUGUUUGUGAGGUAAUGGAUUUGAGUUUAUGGGUGCAUCUCAAUCAGCUCCAUAGUUCAGUAGUCAGGACACUGAUCAGAUAGUGGACCAUUUGAAGGGCUGUCUCAAUUGAGAAAUCCUACCAGUGUGCACUGGGACGUUCGCUCCCUAAAAAUCCCACAAUGCACCACGAAAACCAAGGAGCAUAGAUGUUCACUAUUUUCCCAUACUGAAAAUGUUUUCAGAAGCCUCUCAGAUCGAACAAUGUGGCGGACGAGUUUAUAAGAGUAUCUUAAAACUAUGUGAGGCAUGAGGAUGUUUAACAUUCCAUAUUUCUCCUACUGUAUUUGAGCGUCUUUGGGGAUUUUUAAUAUUUUUUUUCUCCAACCCCCCGGUGUUUUUGUUUACUGAAGUAAGAUGCAAAGGUAACUAUAUUUAGAGUUCCAUGUUCAUCCCCUGUAACUCUUUGCUAUGUAGGUACUCCACUAAAGAGAUAAGCUUGCUGUGAUGGUUGUCACUGCAAGUCAGAUAGCUUUAAUAGACCUUUGGUGAAAAACGUUGCAUGCAGUAACGGCUCUUUCUUUAGAGAGUUACAGCUCUUGAUUGUAUGUUUUGUGUUUUUUCAUUGUUUCUUUCUGUAAUAAUAAUGAUGAUAAUGUAUCCGUGUAGUCCUGUACAUGCAGUACAAAGCACUUGGGUGAAUUCUAGCUUCUAACGAAUGACCUAAACCCCAACUUCCAGCACAUUUUAAUACGUGCUCCGAGACAUCUCGUACAUCUUGCCAGUUAAUGAUCAGCUUUAAUACGUGUGAUCCUGUAGAGAUUUUUUCCAAUCACACCGGAAGCCACAAUCUUUUACAAAAAAAAAAAACACAUGCACAUUUAUUUCAAAGCAUUCCAGUAAUUUAUCUUGAUGCCAGCUCUUGGAGCUCUCUGGAGGUAAAGAAGGACCUAUUAUUGGCAGCUUGGCCGCGUUCACGUGCCUUGCUAAUAUGGGAUGUCCACAUCUGUGCCCAAAUCAAUUUACCUCAUUUACCUCAGUUUACCUCAUCAAAGCUUUUAUUAUUUUGUUUUUUGCACUCUUUCAGACCCCUCUAUUUAUUGUUGUAUAAAUAAGAGUUUUGUUUUGAAUGCAAGGAGGAAGUGAAAUAGACAAAAAUGUUUGUUCAGUUCAGUGGUGUUGUUAUCAUUGUGUCAAAUACAAAAGUAAAAUAAUAAAUAAAUAUUGGUUCUGCA